UGUGACUCCACAGUCAUGUCCUGUUCUGCUCCGGAAGAAACGCAUAAUACUCCACAACAGCUGAUGUGCAUCUGGAUCAUAAGAAACACUGGGUGAUUUUUGUGGAAGAUUCGGACGCGCAGCGAAUAUCAAAACAGCCGCGACGGUAAACGCGAAGAGGUGAAACAUCCGUCUCUGCUUCACAGCUUUCUCCUACACACCAUGGCCUCUCCUAAGAAGGUGCUGCUCAAAGUGAUCAUCCUAGGGGAUUCUGGAGUUGGGAAGACCUCUUUGAUGAACCAGUAUGUGAAUAAUAAGUUCAGUAAUCAGUAUAAGGCCACUAUUGGAGCCGACUUCCUGACUAAGGAGGUGAUGGUGGACGACAGACUGGUCACCAUGCAGAUUUGGGACACGGCGGGACAAGAGCGCUUUCAGUCUCUGGGCGUGGCUUUCUACAGAGGGGCGGACUGUUGCGUGCUGGUGUACGACGUCACGGCACCAACUACAUUCAAGACUAUGGACAGCUGGAGGGAUGAGUUUCUCAUUCAGUCCAGUCCUCGUGACCCAGAGAACUUCCCCUUUGUUGUGCUGGGCAACAAAAUCGACCUGGAGAACCGGCAGGUAACGACAAAGCGAGCUCAAGCGUGGUGUCAGAGUAAGAACAACAUCCCCUAUUUUGAGACCAGUGCCAAAGAAGCCAUUAACGUGGAGCAGGCCUUCCAAACUAUCGCUCGCAAUGCACUUAAACAGGAGUCAGUGGAGACGUAUGAUUUCCCUGACCAGAUUAAACUAAGAAACGACAGACCGGUGUCUAGCAGUGAUGGCUGCAACUGCUGAAGGAAAGACUAAACUGGGGACGGCAAGAGAAAGAGCCAACACGGGAAAGGAAGAAAGCGAGAUGGAAAAGAUCCAGGCCUGUUGUUCGAGCGACCGUCCUCCCCUUUUCCUCCUUUGAAACCUCCAGGGUAUCAAAUGCCACGUGUGAAAGCCGAACAUCCAUUUUCUUGCUGAACUCCAAGUAAACGUGUGGUAUGAACUAUUGAGGAACAGGAACCUCUGACAUUACAUUUAUUACGAGUUCUGCUAUCACUACAGCUGUCCGAGAAUUCCCCACUGUCUGAUUUUCUUUUCUCAGAAAUUAUCCUUUGCUCUGCUAGUUCAUUGUGCCUUUUUAAUUUGUACUAUUGGUUAUUGUUAUCAAUGCCUGUUUCACUCCUAUGCUGAAUGAAUAUUCAUUUAAAAACAUUGCAUAUGUAAUAGGGCUGGGAAAUAUAACAAUAUUAAUAAAAUAUUUUAUCUGCCAUUUAAAAUCAACCAACAUUUGUUUACACCAUAGCUUCUCAGUAAAAUAAACAUGCAGAAAUGGCUUUGGAGCUCUUUAGAUCAGUUAUAUUAAUUUGAUUUAUCACUCAAAAAUGAUCGUGGAAAUCCCAGUUUCACAUAAUUUCAAAUGUUUUAAAAUUAAAAAAGUAGGUAUUGUUUUAUUUAUUAGUGUCUGCAUAUAUAAAAUUAUUAAAUAUAUUUACCCGUGUCUAUGUAGGGAAAAGGUAUGGAAAACAUGCAUGGAUUUUAUUUUUUACUUUAGACAUUUAAAAUCCACUUCACAAAAUUGCUGUUUGUUUGAAAUG
Molecule: messenger RNA, 1607 nt
Organism: Sinocyclocheilus rhinocerous
Lineage: Eukaryota; Metazoa; Chordata; Actinopteri; Cypriniformes; Cyprinidae
Product: ras-related protein Rab-7a-like
Exons: 6
Coding region: 202-816 (204 amino acids)
Biological process (GO): endosome to lysosome transport; phagosome-lysosome fusion
Cellular component (GO): late endosome; phagocytic vesicle; lysosome
Molecular function (GO): GTPase activity; GTP binding
Source: RefSeq, a predicted model, not a curated record